Molecule: messenger RNA, 4092 nt
Organism: Diaporthe amygdali
Lineage: Eukaryota; Fungi; Ascomycota; Sordariomycetes; Diaporthales; Diaporthaceae
Product: leptomycin b resistance protein pmd1
Exons: 2
Coding region: 1-4092 (1363 amino acids)
Biological process (GO): transmembrane transport
Cellular component (GO): membrane
Molecular function (GO): ATP hydrolysis activity; ATP binding; ABC-type transporter activity
Source: RefSeq, a predicted model, not a curated record
AUGGCUGAGAAAACUCCCAAUAAUCAACCCAAUGCCAAUGCUGGGAACGAUGAAUCCUCCAGUCGCAGCCAAACACCAGCGAGCGACACGGAGACCAGGGGCAAUACAGCAAAAUCAGACCCGGAAAAGAUAUCUGACAAGACAUUAGAGAACGACAGUGAAGAACGUGUCGACCUCCAGAAGCUGGAUUCCAAGGUCAUCAAACCCCAGGAUGAGAAGAAGGCCGACCCAUACGUGGGCAUGGCCCCAGAGCAGGCCGCCAUUCUGAGGCGACAAGUCGAGACCCCAGAUGUGAAGGUCGGCCUGCGCACGCUGUAUCGGUACGCAACAAGAGUCGACCUCAUUCUUCUCGUCAUCGGCUCCAUCUGCGCAAUCGCCUCCGGUGCCAUCCUCCCCGUCAUGACCGUCAUCUUCGGUAGCUUGCAAGGGACCUUUGCCGGCUUCUUCAACGGCACCAAGACCUACGACGAGUUCAUGAGUGGCAUGACAGACCUGGUCCUCAUCUUCGUCUACCUGGGCAUCGGCGAGUUCGUCACCACCUACGUAGCCACCGUUGUAUACAUCUAUACCGGUGAGCACAUCGCUGGCAAGAUCCGUGAGCACUAUCUCGAGAGCUGCCUGAAGCAGAACAUCGGCUUCUUCGACAAUCUUGGGUCUGGUGAGGUCGUUACCCGCAUCACAGCCGACACAAACCUGAUCCAGGACGGUAUUAGCGAGAAGAUCUCCCUGACCCUUGCCGCCCUGGCUUCCUUCUUCGCGGCCUUCAUCAUCGGAUUCGUCAUGUACUGGAAACUGACACUGAUCCUCUUUUCCGUUGUUGUGGCAAUUGUUUGUAUUAUGGGUGCUGGCGCGCAGUUCAUCGUCAAGUACAGCAAGAAGAACAUCAACUCAUACGCACUCGGGGGUACCGUGGCUGAAGAGACUCUCAGCUCCGUCCGCAACGCCGUGGCCUUUGGGACACAAGACAGGCUGGCCAAGCUUUAUGACGGUCAUCUGAUCAAAGCCGAAUUCUUCGGUGUUAGGCUCAAGAGCGCCAUCGCUAUCAUGAUUGGUUUCCUCAUGCUCGUGAUGAACUGGAGCUAUGGUCUGGCCUUCUGGAUGGGCUCCAGGUUUUUGGUUGACGGCGUCAUUCCCCUGCAGAAAGUCCUGACGAUCGCCAUGGCCGUCAUGAUUGGCUCAUUUGCCUUGGGCAACGUCACGCCUAAUGUACAAGCUUUCACGACCGCCCUUGGUGCCGCAGCAAAGAUUUUCAAUACCAUUGACCGUGCUUCCGCUCUGGACAGCUCCUCCACCGAGGGAGAGAAGCUCGAGAAGGUGGAUGGCAGCAUCAGGCUCGAGAACGUCAAGAUGAUUUAUCCAUCCCGGCCCGAUGUCGUGGUCAUGGACGACGUGACCCUCGAGAUACCCGCUGGCAAGACGACUGCCCUCGUGGGAGCAUCAGGCUCUGGUAAAUCAACAAUUGUAGGUCUGAUCGAACGCUUUUACACCCCGGUCCAGGGAAAGGUGUUUCUGGAUGGCCACGACACAUCGACCCUCAACCUGCGUUGGCUGCGUCAACAGAUCGCUUUGGUGUCCCAAGAGCCGACGCUGUUUGGCACUACCAUCUACGAGAAUAUUCGCCAUGGCUUAGUCGGCACCAAGCAUGAGCACGAAAGCCCUGAGAAGCAGAAGGAGCUCAUCGAGGCUGCUGCUGUUAAGGCGUACGCUCAUGACUUUAUCACCGCCCUGCCGGAGGGAUACCAGACGAACGUUGGCGAGCGUGGCUUCCUGCUUUCGGGUGGGCAAAAACAAAGGAUCGCGAUCUCACGAGCUAUUGUAUCAGACCCCAAGAUAUUGCUUCUGGAUGAGGCAACAUCAGCUUUGGAUUCUCGCAGUGAGGGUGUUGUGCAAGCGGCACUGGAACAGGCUGCCGAGGGACGAACCACCAUUGCCAUUGCUCACCGUCUGUCCACUAUCAGGGAUGCUCAUAACAUCGUCGUUAUGAGCCAGGGGCGCAUAGUCGAGCAGGGUAACCACAAUGAGCUACUUGCAAGGCAGGGUGCAUAUUAUAAUCUGGUUACCGCACAGGAAAUCGCAAAGGUCGACGAGACCGAUGAUGAAGACGGAUCCUCGGAGCAGGAGAAUGGUAUUCACAAGAAGGAAUCGAAUGGAGAGACCGUCACCGCCGUCGAGGGUGAAGGUUUUGAAGCUGAUCCCGAAGAUGCAAACAUCGCUCAGAGAUUGAACCGUCAGGCUACAUCCAAGUCUCUCUCGAGCAUUGCUCUCCAAGGACGCAAGCCCGAAGAGCACAAACAAUACUCCGUGUGGACACUCAUCAAGACGAUUGCGUCCUUCAACAAGGAAGAGUGGAAACUCAUGGUUGUCGGCCUCAUUUUCGCCGCGCUCUCUGGCGGUGGUAACCCGACGAUGUCUUUCAUCUUUGCUAAUGUCAUCACCGACUUGAGCGUGCCCGUCACACCCCAAACCAUCCCGGGAAUAAGGUCGGAUGCUAGUUUCUGGUGCUUGAUGUACCUAAUGCUGGGCUUGGCCAUGCUCAUCUGUUUCGCGGUUCAGGGCGUCAUUUUUGCCAUUGGGUCCGAGAGGAUGAUCCACAGGGCUCGCGACAGGGCUUUCCGAACAAUGCUUCGCCAGGACGUCGAGUUCUUUGACCGCGACGAGAACACUGCUGGUGCCCUCACUUCGUUCCUUAGUACGGAGACGACACACAUGGCAGGGCUCAGCGGCGCUACCCUCGGCACCAUCCUCAUGACCGUCUCGACACUUGUCACCUGCAUCGUUGUCGCACUCGCCAUUGGCUGGAAGCUGGCCCUCGUUUGUAUCUCAACGGUUCCCGUUCUGCUUGCCUGCGGUUUCCUCCGUGUUUGGAUGCUGUCAAGGUUCCAGACUCGAUCCAAACAGGCCUACGCCUCGUCCGCCAGCUACGCCUCCGAGGCUGUCACGGCCAUUCGAACUGUCGCGUCGCUGACCCGUGAGGAAGAUGUGCUUGCCAAGUAUCGCGAGAGUAUCGCUAGCCAGCUGAAGGUCAGCACGAAGUCGGUGCUGAGGUCAUCAUCCCUGUACGCUGCCAGCCAGUCGUUCAUGUUCCUGUGUUUCGCUCUUGGGUUCUGGUACGGUGGAACCCUCAUCGCUAAGCGCGAGUACGGCCUCUUCACGUUCUUCCUAGUCUUCUCACAGGUCAUCUUCGGUGCGCAAUCUGCAGGUACCAUCUUCUCAUUCGCUCCGGACAUGGGCAAGGCUCAGCACGCUACUGGCGAGCUGAAGAAGCUCGCGGACCGGAAGCCCCAGAUCGAUACUUGGUCCAACGAUGGCGACAGGGUGUCCCGAACGGAGAAGGACAGCAUUCAGGGCACCAUCGAGUUCCGUGACGUCCACUUCAGGUAUCCCACCCGGUCCGACGUGCCUGUCCUCAGGGGUCUGAACCUCCAGGUCCAGCCAGGUCAGUACAUCGCGCUCGUGGGUCCCAGCGGGUGUGGCAAGAGCACCACCAUCGCCCUCCUGGAGCGCUUCUACAACCCCCUCGCGGGCGGCAUCUUCGUCGACGGGCGCGAGAUCUCGUCCCUGAACGUCAACGACUACCGGAGCUUCAUCGCGCUGGUCAGCCAGGAGCCGACGCUGUACGCGGGCACGAUCCGCGAGAACAUCCUGCUGGGCGCGACGGACCCGGACACGAUCACGGACGCGCAGGUCGAGGCGGUGUGCCGCGAGGCCAACAUCUACGAGUUCGUCAUGUCGCUGCCCGACGGCUUCAACACGCUGGUCGGGUCCAAGGGCACGCUGCUGUCGGGCGGUCAGAAGCAGCGCCUGGCCAUCGCGCGCGCGCUCAUCCGCGACCCCAAGAUCCUGCUGCUCGACGAGGCCACGUCGGCGCUCGACUCGGAGUCGGAGCACGUCGUGCAGGCCGCGCUCGACCGCGCCGCCAAGGGCCGCACCACCAUCGCCGUCGCCCACAGGCUGUCGACGAUCGCCAAGGCCGAUUGCAUCUAUGUGUUCGAGAAGGGCGUCGUCGUCGAGGAGGGCAACCACCAGGACCUCAUGCGCGCCAACGGGAGGUACGCCGAGCUGGUGCGGCUGCAGAGCUUGGAGAAGAGCUAA